Molecule: messenger RNA, 1107 nt
Organism: Seminavis robusta
Lineage: Eukaryota; Bacillariophyta; Bacillariophyceae; Naviculales; Naviculaceae
Source: the annotation of a GenBank genome assembly
AUGAGAGACCGAUCCAGUUGGGGAGAUUUUGGAUGGAGAGGAAUGCUAUCAGGAUUGAGUCAUGCGGGAGUCGAGUCGGAGGCGCCGGAAGGACGAUCUCUUCCACGCACCGUGGUCAAAAUCGGAUCCACGCUCACUUCGCCGCAACGCUCAAACUCACAACGAAGAGCCGAGUGCUUUGCCACUUCGACUGUACAGUCUUACCCGUCAUUCCCAGUAAGCGAACAACACAAAACAGAGGUGACCAUGGCGUCUGUUGCGGGAGAACCAUCAGCCAAACGAAAGCGCGUUGACGAUGUUGCCGAUGGAAGUAAUGGAGGUAUGGAAGAUGAUGCCACAGCCAAGCGCAAGUUAGCCGAGGCGGGAUUUGACCCAAAUGAUUGCAUCACGGCCAUUGAUCUACCAAGUUCCAGGGGGCCAUCUGAAACUACCUACUGGCUCGAUUCCAUUACCCCAAUGAUUUACUUCAGCCACCAUGGAGACCUUGCCAUGUGCCGGUACAUUCUCAAGCAAGGAGGAAUUACCGGUGCCACAAGAGCAGGCCCAGAAUUGUGGUUUCCAAUGAAAGCAGCAGUUGUAAACGGUAAUCUGGCAGUUGCACAGUGGUUGUACAAAAAUGGAGCCAAGGAAGAUAUUUUUGAAGAAAAGAAUUCCCCAUUCAUCAGCGCCUGGAAUUUUUGUUGGAACGAGAGAAAAGCUAGAGAUGGAGAAUGGAAAGAUUACCGACCUGAGAUAUUGUCGUGGUCACAGGACGUGCUACGAACUCACAACAGUUUUCAAAUGUUCCUCAAGGGAACUUUGCACCCAGAAUUCUCCAUGAAGGCCCUGCAUGCGAACCUGGUGGCAAAGCUUGGUUCCAAGAAGGCUGCAGAUGUUCUCAUGGAGAGCAUUGGCACUGACAAAGGGAACAUUCUGUGGACAAAGCUUCUGACAGAAUCCCCUGCUCAGCAGCUCAGAGGCAAUAGUGGCGUGCUGAAAUCCAUUGCAGAAUUUGUGGGAGGUGUUGGUGUUUAUAGUGCCAAAGAGAUGGAGAAUCAUCGCAAACUGGUUGAGCUCUUGCCUCAAAGUUUGAUCGAGUUUCCUUCUGGUAACCAAGAUGUGGACUGA